AUGGACUCUAACGCCUUUACAACACCCUUCCAGCUCACCAAAACGAUGAAACGCGAGAUUUAUCCCGCUAUUGAUCCCAACAAUCCUGAACUUAGCGCUACAGGCAAAACGGUCCUGAUCACUGGUGCUACCGGUGGUAUUGGAGGGCUAAGCAUCGUGCUCGUGGGGCGUAAGAAGGAGCUGCUUGAUGAGCCUGCCUCGGCUGUCAAAGCCAUCAGUCCCUCGACACAAGUUCUGGCGCUCAUUGCGGAUCUGACUUCAGAUUCAGACGUCGAAGGCUUGUUCAAACAUGCCAUUGACUCCCUGGUUGCGAUUGAUGUGCUUGUCCACGCAGCAGGAGGCACAACCACCGGUGUUGACUAUGAGUUGAAUGUUAAGGCCAGCUAUACCGUAGCGCAUUACUACCUGAAGUCUUCCCCAGGUGGUUCCAUCAUCUUCUUGGGCACGCUCGGCGCACCGUUCACUUUUCCAGGACUAAGCUCAUACUCUGGGAGCAAGCUCGCUUUGAUGAAGCUAGCUGAGUUCCUCGACGCUGAGAAGCCCAAAUUUCGCGUCUUUACAGUGCAUCCUGGCAUUGUGGGUGUGACUGAGACGAACUGUGGGGCUGUGGUAGAUGCUCUGACGCCGUUCGCGAAAGACAAGGGCAUCCAGACGGGAGGGCUGUCGCUGUAUCUCGCCCAGAAGAGGGCAGGUUAUCUAAGGGGCGGCUUCAUUAGCGUUAAUUGGGACGACGAAGAGAUGGAAGCUCAUCAGGAGGAGAUCAAGGAGCAGAAGCUGCUCAAACUCGGCUUUCUCGGAGCAAAGCUUGGGUCAGACGGCCACCCAUGGUCGUCUUGA
Messenger RNA from Ascochyta rabiei, 837 nucleotides. RefSeq lists its product as uncharacterized. Gene Ontology annotation, cellular component: cytosol. The record is from RefSeq and is a predicted model, not a curated record. The coding region runs from base 1 to 837 and encodes 278 amino acids. Gene Ontology annotation, molecular function: oxidoreductase activity. The transcript has 4 exons. Lineage: Eukaryota; Fungi; Ascomycota; Dothideomycetes; Pleosporales; Didymellaceae.